Molecule: messenger RNA, 3032 nt
Organism: Pteropus alecto (black flying fox)
Lineage: Eukaryota; Metazoa; Chordata; Mammalia; Chiroptera; Pteropodidae
Gene: FBXO31
Product: F-box protein 31
Exons: 9
Molecular function (GO): protein binding
Source: RefSeq, a predicted model, not a curated record
GCUGGCGGGAGCGCGGGCCCCUGGCAGCCCCCGCGCUGCUCGCUGCUGGAGCUGCCACCGGAGCUGCUGGUGGAGAUCUUCGCCUCUCUGCCCGGCACAGACCUGCCCAGCCUGGCCCAGGUGUGCACCAAGUUCCGGCGCAUCCUGCACACCGACACCAUCUGGAGACGGCGCUGCCGGGAGGAGUAUGGCGUUUGUGAAAACUUGCGGAAGCUGGAGAUCACAGGCGUGUCUUGUCGAGAUGUCUACGCAAAGCUGCUCCACCGAUACAGACACAUUUUGGGAUUGUGGCAGCCAGAUAUCGGACAGUACGGGACUUCAGGACUGCUGACCCACAUAGUAGAUGGUUUGUUCAUUAUUGGUUGGAUGUACCUGCCUCCCCACGACCCUCACGUGGAUGACCCAAUGCGAUUCAAGCCCUUGUUCAGAAUUCAUCUGAUGGAGAGGAAGUCUGCCACGGUGGAGUGCAUGUAUGGCCAUAGAGGGCCCCACAAUGGCCACAUCCAGAUUGUGAAGAAGGAUGAGUUCUCCACCAAGUGCAACCAGACGGACCACCACAGGAUGUCUGGUGGGAGGCAGGAGGAAUUCCGAACCUGGCUGAGGGAAGAAUGGGGGCGGACACUGGAGGACAUUUUCCACGAGCACAUGCAGGAGCUCAUCCUAAUGAAGUUCAUCUAUACCAGUCAGUACGACAACUGCCUGACCUACCGCCGCAUCUACCUCCCGCCCAGCCACCCGGACGACCUCAUCAGGCCGGGCCUCUUCAAAGGCACCUAUGGCAGCCACGGCCUGGAGAUUGUCAUGCUCAGCUUCCAUGGGAAGCAUGCCAGGGGCCCCUCUCACUCCUCUCUCUCUCAUGCUUUCCUUCUUUCUUUCUUCAGUUUCUACGGCACGGGUCUCAUCGCCGGCCAUGGCUUCACCAGCCCCGAGCGUACCCCUGGGGUCUUCAUCCUGUUUGACAAUGACCGCUUUGGGUUCAUUUGGCUAGAGCUGAAAUCCUUCAGCCUAUACAGUAGGGUCCAGGCCACCUUCCGGAAUGCAGACGCACCGUCCCCACAGGCCUUCGAGGAGAUGCUCAAGAACAUUCAGUCCCUGACCUCCUGACGGCCUCCUUCCCCGCCAGGGGGUGGCCCCCAACCCCUCAGCCUGGGAAGAGCAGCAGCAUGCACUUUGGAGAUUUGACCUCUGAUCAGAGCACCCACUUCCUUGUAGGCGUCUCGGCCCAGCCACCUGAGGCACUUUCUAUAGAGUGUGCAACAUACGCCUGUGUAUUUGUCAGUAGCUGAUGGGAAAGCUGAGCUGAGCAUGUUCUUACCAAAAAAAAGAAAAAAAAGAAAAGAAAAAAGAAAGAAAGAAAAAGAACCAGAACUGAUUGAGAAGAUGGGCUGCAGGGGCAUGGAAAUAAUUGAGUUGGGGAAACUGGGUUUGUCUUUGGCCCACUGGCAGUUUUCCAGGGAAAACAGAAUCCUCCUUCAGGGAAGUUUAUGACUUAACAGAGUCUCUUGCCUUGGACCGAUCUAAGAGGUCGAGUGUGUAGGGUGCCAGCUCCACCUCUGCUCUGUAGGAAGCAAGUGAAAGUGGCCGUGGGCCUGUGAGGGCCUGGGCGAGGUGAACGUGUGCAGCUGGGCAGGUGCAGAGGGGCAGCGUAUGUGGAAAGAGCCCUGGGGACUCAGGGGUGUCGGGCUUGGAACCCAGCCCCGAAUUUCUGUUUAUCUACUGACUUGCUUGGAUUUUGGACAGAAGCACCUCACCCCCUCUCAGUUUCUGACUCAGUGAAAUAGGGCUAGUAAAACAGGUCCCUAGAGAACGUCACUGCUGGCCUUUGAGCAGCUUGGGGGCUCUGCAAACACCACCCCUCCCCUGGGCUCUGGGCAGUGCCCAUGUGCUUGCCUUGGCCCCUCUCCAGCUUAGAACCGUCUCUACAGCCAGUUUCAGUCACCCCUCGUGCGUACAUGGCCCCCUCCCCCCGCACACACUCUGGUGUCAGAAUCCAGGUUAAGGUGCCAGGUGUGACUGCACACAACGACUGUGUGGGCCCUGCGCAGGCAAGAGGGCAGUUUCCUAGAAAAGUCGCUGAUAGGGGUGCACUUUGGAGACCAGAACCUCCUGGGGAUUGUGCCACAUGGAGACCCUGAGCACUGACCCUUCUGCUGGCAUGCCCAUAUUGGGUUGACACCUGCGUUUGGGGACCCCUGCUGAUGUGUGUUUCUGGAAGAACAGAGCCCUAAAUGCAUGCAGGCCUCCAAGAGGGUUUCAGCUCUCCUUCCAGCCUGCAGAGUGCCGUCUCCACGCCACGCAGCCACAAGCAUGCUUCCCCGGAGGCAGGGCACACUGUCCCCCUCUCCGUUGCUCAUCCUUGUUGGGUAGACUGCACUGAGUCCUCACUCUGGGGGCGAGGAACCCCAGGGAAGGGGGAGCUUUGUGGUGCCUUCAUGUAGGAGACCAACCCAAGCUGCCCUGUGAAAUGCGUCCUCUGUUUUCCUAAUUUCUUCCUGACUUUUUUUUUUUUUUUAAAUAAAAAAAUUCCCAUUGCCCUAGCCUCAGUACAUUUGGCAACUUUGACCUUCCUUUCCUUUCCAGUGUCAGCAUCGUCAGACUUUGGGGCACUAGUGCCUAAAUGGCAAACUGGCUCUCCCAGGAGGUUCAGUGGGGACCCAGGAGAGACAAGCAGGGAAGGUGGGGUCUAUCUUGGGCAGCAGCGGGGGUCAGCCACCUGGUGCUGUCAGCUGAAUCUCGUCAGAAAUGAAUGCCCACGGCUCACCUUCCAGAUCCUUCUAGUAGAUCCUGCAGUCAGGUUAAGACACGGCCCCAGUUUCCUUGUCUUUUUUUUAGGACGGAGCCUAAAAGUGUUGUUGCCCAUCCCCCGUCUUGCAGUGUGACUUUUUUUCGUGCCAAGUGUGGCCAGCCCUGAAUGGUGAUAACGGUGGCCAUGAAGUUUUGAGGAAAAUGACAAUGAAGGACAACUCGUUGUGCAGGCUGUUGUUCUCUAAGUUUCACCAUUGUUUAAAUAAAAUCUGCCUAUUUGACCCAGA